This is a messenger RNA of Ceratosolen solmsi marchali, 1340 nucleotides long. RefSeq lists its product as uncharacterized. The record is from RefSeq and is a predicted model, not a curated record. The coding region runs from base 100 to 1290 and encodes 396 amino acids. NCBI's taxonomy places the organism in Eukaryota, Metazoa, Arthropoda, Insecta, Hymenoptera, Agaonidae. The transcript is spliced from 7 exons.
UUCUUCACAGCUACAGUUCGCACCUAUUGUUACGGGACGCACGAAUACGUCGUGCGGAGCGUGAGCUUUUGCAGUAUUGGUUUGCAGAGAUUAGUCGGGAUGAAUUUAGAUACUCAGAAUUCGUCCAAGCCGCGCUCCCACAGGUCGUUAAAUCCAAAGAAGUACGCCAAAAGUGAAACAGUUGACAAAGAGAAUAUUGAGAAGGAAAACAAAAUGCCGGUAAUCGAUACCACGCGCAAAGUCACCUCCUCCCCGCGCAACACUAGAAAUACAAGGAGUUUUGAUAACAACUACGAUCGAUCGGUACGGCCAAGGGGACUGCAAGAACUUGAUGCAACUAAUAGUCAAGGUGUCAUCGCUAAAAGAUCGACUCAAUCAUCGAGCGAUACAAAUCCCACUAAACCAUUUUCUAGAACUCGGUUUUCAAUAUAUAAUGAUACAAAAAAUAAUGAGGAUACCAAAUCGACUACAAAACAACCUCAUUAUAAAUCUAAAGAGAGCGAAAAAUUAUUGAAAGUAUCAUGUUUACGCGAGGCUGUACUAAAUGAAAUUACUUCGAAGGAAAAUGAUAAAAAAAGCGAUGAAAAAUUAGCGGCGUCCAUGACAUACGUAGUAUCACCAAAGAAUCUACCAAAUAUUCCAAAAGUCAAUGUAUUUAAAAUUAAAGAGGAGCAUAAGAAAGCAUCCAGCACAAGGAAAAUGCCAAAGGUUAUCUAUGAGGUUUUAUCAUUGGAAUUAGCGUAUAAUAUUGAUUAUAUGUACGAGUAUGUCAGAUUUCAAAUGGAAAUUAGUGAAAAGAAGAGGCUUUGUCCAGUUUUUUUGACGAAAGGUAUAUCCGUAGAUCAACGGAGAUUAAUCGUAAAAUAUCUACUGUGUUCCACUUCAUACCACAAGUAUCCAUCGUUCAUUUUGUAUCAAGCAGUCAAAAUAUUUGAUUCUUACAUUAAUGCAAUUGAAGUGGCUUUAAAUGAACUACAAACAGUUGCACUGGCGGCACUUUGGAUUGCAUUAAAAAAAGAUUUAAUAAUCGACGACGUACCGGAGGCUUCGACGAUAAUCAAACUAGCUGGAACUGCUUUUCAAGGUAAUAAAAAACCCCUUUUCGAAUGUGAGAAGAAAAUAUUGAUGACAUUGAACUUCGAAAUAUCUUUUGCCGAGCCAUUUUCUAUGCUGGCUUUAUAUACCGUUAUGAUCGACGAAGUUCGUGAUUUAGCUUCGAUGAAAGUACAAGAGCUCUAUUACUGUGGCAGUUAUUUGGUAAAUCGCUGUAUUUACUUUCAUGAAAUUUAAAAUUUGUAUGCUAUUAACAAUUCAUUAAGUCACGUGCUAUUAUAAAAGUA